AUGGGUUCCCAGAAAGGCGAUUCGCAAGCCGACAGUUCCUACAUCCAGGCCCAGGCUGGCGGAUCACACGCUGGCAAUUCCCAGGCCGGCGGCUCCCAGCCUGGCUCCUCUUUCGGUGCGGGCGCACCACGCAGACAAUUCCGUCCCAUGGACGCCAUUGUCGUCAACCGUGUCGCUCUAACGGAGGAGGAGAAGGCAGCUCGGAAAGCCCGCGGCUUUUCGGAGAAUUACAUGGGCGACUACACGAAUGAGAACAAUAUGUCGGCCGACAUCCCAGACGAGCUGAAUUGCUCGCUUUACAUCACGGGCCUCCCUCUUGAUGUAACUGUCAGAGACAUCUUUGACGACAUCCGGGACAUUGGAAAGGUGUUUUCGCUCCACGUCUCUCCUCGAAGAGAGAGCAAUACAAAGCGCGCGGCUGCCGUCGUGUUCUUUACCAGGAUCGCUGCGGAGCGAUUUUACAAUCGUUUUGCGACUCGCGAUAACCCGGCCGUCCGCUGGGGCGGUACUGUUCCUAAUCCUGGCCGCAUUCUUGGUCGUCUCCCGGUGAACGUGGUUUGGAACCAGGUCAAGGUUCCGCCCUGCACCAACCGAGAGCACGUAACUCGUGUGAUUCAAGUCGAAGGACCCUCCGAGAUCGUGAACGAGGAGUUCCUCCUUGCUUAUUUCCGUACGAAGUGCCGCUUCGAUAUGGAAAAGAUCUUGGUUCUCUGGGAAGGCUACCGAUAUGCCAAACCGCGUAACGGCCAGCUUCCCGCCAUUACCAGUCCCGUUCCCGCUGCGCCGCCUGCUUCUGCCCCAGCGAGGCGCCAGGGUCGAGCCCUGACAUCGAACAACUGGCGUGAACGUGCCCAGCCAGUUACCGCCGGGGAACCACAAGAUGCUCAGGCAAAUGCUGCCGCUCCUACCGAACAGAAACAGGAGCAGAAACAGGGAGAACAGCAUUACCGGAUCAUGGAGUUCUAUUUCGGAACCGUCAAGGGCCAGGCACUAGCCUGUCGGAUGUCCCUGGAUUGGGAAUUCAAGGAGAGAGGAGUGUUGUGCCGCUAUGGCACUGACCCUUGCGGUCCUUAG
This is a messenger RNA of Sordaria macrospora k-hell, 1074 nucleotides long. RefSeq lists its product as uncharacterized. NCBI's taxonomy places the organism in Eukaryota, Fungi, Ascomycota, Sordariomycetes, Sordariales, Sordariaceae. The record is from RefSeq and is a predicted model, not a curated record. Gene Ontology annotation, molecular function: nucleic acid binding.